UUUUCUUAAGCGGCAGCGGCAGCGGGAGGAAAAGCAGCCCCAGCUAUGACUGCCGCAUGUUAAUAGCUGCCGCUUGGGUCCCUCGGCUGCUGCUGGAGACAGAGCCUGACUCCGAAGUUGUGCAACUGUGGACUGGAAGAGACAUUUGAACCCUCCACCCCCUUUGCUCCGUUUUUACCCCCUUGGUGUGUGUGAAGAGAGGAAACGUAAAGGAAGACAAACAUUUGGAUUUUGCUUCCCCCCCUUCCCUUUUCUUCAUGGCUGUGUAGCAGAAAAAAGGGGGAAGGAAAGACUUUUUGUUGUUUCCUUGGCUGGGGUCUCUACCCUCCUGCUGCCUUCUCUGCGCUUUGGCUAUCAUUCUUGGACGCGUGCGGUGGGGGUGUCUUCGCUGGGGCCGCUCGGUCUUUUGCCCCGAGCUCCAUGGCUGGAUUGUGGAAACUGCACCGGGCUGCAGGUUGUUGACCAACUGAUGGGACGAUCUCAGGGACCGGCGGUUACGAAAGAAAUGUUUAAAUGUUCAGUAAAUCGGAGGAAAAAAACAUGGAUUUUUAGCAACUGAAGAGCAAAUUAAGGAUUCAGAUUUGGGAUAUUGGUGUUUCUGUUUUGAAGAAUAUUUCCUUUUGAGCUUUUUUUUUUUUUAAUCAUCGGUCUUGGACUACAGAAGAAUCAGAAAGACACUUAUUUUGUUUCAAGUUUGGAACACUCACUCUUGAGGCACUCUCAUGCCUGAGAACAUGACCAUGUGGCCAUCACAGCUACUAGUCUUCAUGAUGCUCUUCGCACCGAUAGUUCAUGGUGGCAAGCACAGUGAGCGACAUCCAGCCCUUGCUGCUCCACUGCGACAUGCUGAGCGCAGCCCAGGAGGCGCUCUACCUCCCAGACAUCUCCUUCAGCAGCCAGCUGCGGAGCGCGCCACUGCUCAUCGUGGACAAGGGCCCCGUGGAGCUGCCAGAGGAGUUCGUGGUCCAGGUGCCCAAGGAGCUCAGAUCUCAGCCCAAGCUUUCAGCCGUGCCCCGAUUCCGAUGGCUGUGGUCCGCAGAGAGCUCUCCUGUGAGAGCUACCCCAUAGAACUCCGCUGUCCAGGAACAGAUGUCAUCAUGAUUGAAAGUGCCAACUAUGGGAGGACUGAUGACAAAAUUUGUGACUCUGACCCUGCUCAGAUGGAGAAUAUACGAUGCUAUCUGCCUGAUGCCUAUAAGAUUAUGUCUCAAAGGUGCAAUAACAGAACCCAGUGUGCAGUGGUGGCAGGUCCCGAUGUUUUUCCAGACCCAUGUCCGGGAACCUAUAAAUACCUUGAAGUGCAGUAUGAAUGUGUCCCUUACAAAGUGGAACAAAAAGUUUUUCUUUGUCCUGGACUACUAAAAGGAGUAUACCAGAGUGAACAUUUGUUUGAGUCCGACCACCAAUCUGGGGCAUGGUGCAAAGACCCUCUGCAGGCUUCUGACAAGAUUUAUUAUAUGCCCUGGACCCCCUACAGAACUGAUACCCUGACUGAGUACUCAUCCAAGGAUGACUUCAUUGCUGGAAGGCCAACUACAACCUACAAGCUCCCUCACAGGGUGGAUGGCACAGGAUUUGUAGUGUAUGACGGAGCUUUGUUCUUCAAUAAAGAGCGCACCAGGAACAUAGUAAAGUUUGAUUUGCGGACUAGGAUAAAGAGUGGAGAGGCUAUCAUAGCAAAUGCCAAUUACCAUGAUACCUCCCCUUACCGUUGGGGAGGCAAAUCUGACAUAGACCUUGCAGUGGAUGAGAAUGGGCUAUGGGUAAUCUAUGCAACAGAACAAAACAAUGGUAAAAUUGUCAUUAGUCAGUUGAACCCUUACACCCUGCGGAUUGAAGGGACAUGGGAUACUGCAUAUGAUAAAAGGUCAGCUUCCAACGCAUUUAUGAUAUGUGGGAUUCUGUAUGUGGUCAAAUCUGUAUAUGAGGAUGAUGACAAUGAGGCCACAGGGAAUAAGAUUGACUACAUUUACAACACCGACCAAAGUAAGGAUAGUUUGGUGGAUGUACCCUUUCCCAAUUCAUACCAGUACAUAGCAGCUGUGGAUUACAAUCCCAGGGACAACCUUCUUUAUGUAUGGAAUAACUAUCACGUCGUGAAAUAUUCUUUGGAUUUUGGACCUCUGGAUAGUAGAUCAGGACAGGCACAUCAUGGACAGGUACCGUACAUCUCUCCACCAAUUCACCUUGACUCUGAGCUAGAAAGACCCCCUGUUAGAGAUAUCUCUACCGCAGGACCUCUUGGCACAGGAAGCACCACCACCAGUACCACCCUUCGGACCACAACUUGGAACCCAGGCAGGAGUACCACCCCAUCGGUGUCAGGAAGAAGAAACCGGAAUACCAGCACCCCAUCUCCAGCAGCUGAGGUACUUGACGACAUUACCACACACCUUCUAUCAGGAUCGUCCCAAAUUCCAGCUCUGGAAGAGAGCUGUGAGGCUGUGGAAGCUCGAGAAAUCAUGUGGUUUAAGACCCGUCAAGGACAGAUGGCAAAGCAGCCGUGCCCUGCAGGAACUAUAGGAGUAUCCACUUAUCUAUGCCUGGCUCCUGAUGGAAUCUGGGAUCCCCAAGGACCAGACCUUAGCAACUGUUCUUCUCCUUGGGUCAGCCAUAUAACACAGAAGUUGAAAUCUGGAGAGACAGCUGCCAACAUUGCUAGAGAACUGGCUGAACAGACAAGAAAUCAUUUGAAUGCUGGAGAUAUCACUUAUUCAGUCCGGGCCAUGGAUCAGCUGGUAGGCCUCCUAGAUGUACAGCUCCGGAACUUGACCCCAGGUGGAAAAGAUAGUGCUGCACGAAGUUUGAACAAGCUUCAGAAAAGAGAGCGCUCUUGCAGAGCCUAUGUCCAGGCAAUGGUCGAGACAGUUAACAACCUCCUCCAGCCACAAGCCUUGAAUGCCUGGAGAGACCUGACUACAAGUGAUCAGCUACGUGCAGCCACCAUGUUGCUUGACACUGUGGAGGAAAGUGCUUUUGUGCUGGCUGAUAACCUUUUGAAGACUGACAUCGUCAGGGAGAACACAGACAAUAUUCAAUUGGAGGUUGCAAGGCUGAGCACUGAAGGAAACUUAGAAGACCUAAAGUUUCCAGAAAACAUGGGUCAUGGAAGCACUAUCCAGCUCUCUGCAAAUACUCUAAAACAAAAUGGCCGAAAUGGAGAGAUCAGAGUGGCCUUUGUCCUGUAUAACAACUUGGGUCCUUAUUUGUCCACGGAGAAUGCCAGCAUGAAGUUGGGAACAGAGGCUAUGUCCACCAAUCAUUCUGUUAUCGUCAAUUCCCCAGUUAUUACAGCAGCAAUAAACAAAGAAUUCAGUAAUAAGGUUUAUUUGGCUGAUCCUGUGGUGUUCACUGUUAAACACAUCAAGCAAUCUGAGGAAAACUUCAAUCCUAACUGUUCAUUUUGGAGCUAUUCCAAGCGCACAAUGACAGGUUAUUGGUCAACCCAAGGCUGUCGGCUCCUGACAACAAAUAAGACACAUACUACAUGCUCUUGUAACCACCUAACCAAUUUUGCAGUACUGAUGGCACAUGUGGAAGUCAAGCACAGUGAUGCGGUCCAUGACCUUCUUCUGGAUGUGAUCACAUGGGUUGGAAUUUUGCUGUCGCUUGUUUGUCUCCUGAUUUGCAUCUUCACAUUUUGCUUUUUCCGUGGGCUCCAGAGUGACCGUAACACCAUCCAUAAGAACCUCUGCAUCAGCCUUUUUGUAGCAGAACUGCUCUUCUUGAUUGGGAUCAACCGAACAGAUCAACCAAUUGCCUGUGCCGUUUUUGCUGCUCUCUUACAUUUCUUCUUCUUGGCUGCCUUCACGUGGAUGUUCCUGGAGGGAGUGCAGCUCUAUAUUAUGCUGGUGGAGGUUUUUGAGAGUGAACAUUCACGAAGGAAAUACUUUUACCUGGUCGGCUAUGGGAUGCCUGCGCUCAUUGUGGCUGUGUCAGCUGCAGUAGACUAUAGGAGUUAUGGAACAGAUAAAGUAUGUUGGCUCCGACUUGACACCUACUUCAUUUGGAGUUUUAUAGGACCAGCGACCUUGAUAAUUAUGCUUAAUGUAAUCUUCCUUGGGAUUGCUUUAUAUAAAAUGUUUCAUCACACUGCCAUUCUGAAACCUGAAUCGGGCUGUCUUGAUAAUAUCAACUAUGAGGAUAACAGACCCUUCAUCAAGUCAUGGGUUAUAGGUGCAAUAGCUCUUCUCUGCCUAUUAGGAUUGACCUGGGCCUUUGGACUCAUGUAUAUUAAUGAAAGCACAGUCAUCAUGGCGUAUCUCUUCACCAUUUUCAAUUCUCUACAGGGAAUGUUUAUAUUCAUUUUCCAUUGUGUCCUACAAAAGAAGGUACGAAAAGAGUAUGGGAAAUGUCUGCGAACACAUUGUUGUAGUGGCAAAAGUACAGAGAGCUCCAUUGGCUCAGGGAAAACAUCUGGUUCUCGAACUCCUGGGCGGUACUCCACAGGCUCACAGAGCCGAAUUCGUAGGAUGUGGAAUGACACGGUCCGAAAGCAGUCAGAGUCUUCCUUCAUUACUGGAGAUAUAAACAGUUCAGCAUCACUCAACAGAGGAGCCAUGGCUAAUCAUCUUAUAAGCAAUGCUCUGCUUCGUCCGCAUGGUACUAACAAUCCCUAUAAUACAUUGCUUGGGGAACCGGCGGUCUGUAACAACCCUUCUGUCAGCAUGUACAACGCACAAGAGGGGCUUCUGAACAAUGCCAGGGAUACAAGUGUCAUGGAUACUCUACCACUGAAUGGUAACCAUGGCAAUAGUUACAGCAUUGCCAGUGGCGAAUACUUGAGCAACUGUGUGCAAAUCAUAGACCGUGGCUAUAACCAUAACGAGACCGCCCUAGAGAAAAAGAUUCUGAAGGAACUCACUUCCAACUAUAUCCCGUCUUACCUGAAUAACCAUGAGCGCUCCAGCGAACAGAACAGGAAUCUGAUGAACAAGCUGGUGAAUAACCUGGGCAGUGGGAGUGAAGAUGAUGCCAUUGUCCUGGAUGAUGCCACCUCCUUUAACCAUGAGGAGAGUCUGGGCCUAGAACUAAUUCAUGAGGAAUCUGAUGCUCCUUUGCUGCCCCCAAGAGUUUACUCCACAGAGAACCACCAGCCACAUCAUUACACCAGAAGGCGGAUCCCCCAAGACCACAGUGAGAGCUUUUUCCCUUUGCUAACCAACGAGCACACAGAAGAUCUCCAGUCACCCCAUAGGGACUCUCUCUACACCAGCAUGCCGGCACUGGCUGGUGUGCCCGCCGCAGAGAGCGUUACCACCAGCACCCAGACCGAACCCCCACUGGCCAAAUGUGGUGAUGCCGAAGAUGUUUACUACAAAAGCAUGCCAAACCUAGGCUCCAGAAACCACAUCCAUCAGCUGCAUACCUACUACCAGCUAGGCCGCGGUAGCAGUGACGGAUUUAUAGUUCCUCCAAACAAAGAUGGGACCCCUCCAGAGGGGAGUUCAAAAGGACCUGCUCAUUUGGUCACUAGCCUAUAGAAGAUGACAGAAAUUUAAGCCAACAAAACUGCUAACACCUGGUUGACUGUUCUGAGUUGAUAUAAGCAGUGGUAAUAAUGUGUGUACUCCUAAAUAUGCUGUUCUUAAACGACAAACACAAACUCUCAGACUUCUUUUUUUUUUUUUUUUUAAACUGGGAUUUUUUUAGGUCAGCCCAGGGGAGAAAGAUCAUUGCUGAAAUUCCCCUGUGCCAGCUUCUUUCCUGUCCUCCCCCCCUCAGAUGGAGACUUCAUUAUGUUAAUGAACGAGAUUUGAAGAAGAUGGCGCUCAUUGUGGCCUUGUUGAAUUAUGUUGUGUUUGUUCUAACAUCUCUGAUGCUCUGUUACUAUAAUUACAAGGACCUGAUUUUUUAAAAGGCCAAAACAUUUGUCUGAAAAUUAGUAACAAUGCUGCAUCUAGAUUGGAGUGCUGCACAAACAUAAAAUCAAAGCAAACUAUCACAUAGUGGUUUUUAGUCGCUCACAACCUGAAUUCACCACAGCAGGAAUAGCUGAGGUGUACAAAAUAAAACAACAAAAUCGAUAAUGAAAUGGAGGGGAAUUCUAGAAUUAUAUGCUAAAUGCAUAUUUUAUGAUUUGCUGUAUUAACUGAUGAUAAAACUAAUGGCAGAAAAAAAUUUGAACAAUUCUAUGUAAUGUACAGAUACUAGCAUUGCACAUGUAGUCUGCUUUCUGUUCCUCCAGAAUUUGAGUCCUGUUAAUGUAGUGGAAAAAAAAGAAAUUUUCUUUUUCUUUCGUGCUGGUCUUGCAAGUUUGUCUACCAGUAAGAGAGCAAAGUUUCCUUCCUUUCUUCUUUUUUUCUUCAUUUUCUUUUCUUUCUUUCUUUCGUU
Messenger RNA from Aethalodelphis obliquidens (Pacific white-sided dolphin), 6333 nucleotides. RefSeq names its product adhesion G protein-coupled receptor L3 (gene ADGRL3). The record is from RefSeq and is a predicted model, not a curated record. Gene Ontology annotation, molecular function: G protein-coupled receptor activity; carbohydrate binding. The transcript has 27 exons. Gene Ontology annotation, biological process: adenylate cyclase-activating G protein-coupled receptor signaling pathway; cell surface receptor signaling pathway. The coding region runs from base 723 to 5483 and encodes 1586 amino acids. Lineage: Eukaryota; Metazoa; Chordata; Mammalia; Artiodactyla; Delphinidae. Gene Ontology annotation, cellular component: plasma membrane.